Molecule: messenger RNA, 5350 nt
Organism: Frieseomelitta varia
Lineage: Eukaryota; Metazoa; Arthropoda; Insecta; Hymenoptera; Apidae
Biological process (GO): regulation of transcription by RNA polymerase II
Cellular component (GO): nucleus
Source: RefSeq, a predicted model, not a curated record
UUUUGCGUUGUCUCUCGUUGUGUGCAAAUAUCCCACACGGGAGUUAGACGUCUCUUCUUUUCACGGUUCGCACGUUGUGCGUGCAUAGGCGUGUGCACACGCGAACGCACGUCAUUCAUAUAUGUAUGCAUACGUGCGCGCCCCUGAGUAUUUUCCAUGGGUGUAUAUGCACAGCUUGGUUAACUUGGUGCUCUCUCUUCGUGUAUAUGCGUGCUCUAGUGCGGUACGUUUACGCAUACUGCGUGCCAUUGGAAUUCACGAAAAAGUACACGAACUGUGUCCUGCUACCACGCCGUUGGAUCAGCAAAUCGGGAUAUACAGUGUUACACUCGCAUGCCCAUCGCUCCCCUCGGCCAUUUAUACUUGAAGUUGCGCCAAAAUGGGCGCUAUCAAAUAAUUUCAUGCAGUGGGAUUACAUACAAGAAUUGGUAGCACAUGGUGGUGUGCCUGAUGUAUAUGAUUUACAUCACAAGGAAGAAAAUAUAGGUGUGUCUGAUGUAUAUGAUUUAUGUCACAAGGAAGAAAAUAUAGGUGUGUCUGAUUUAGAUUUAACUUAUGUUAAUCAAUUCAUAAAUUUCAUACAACCAAUAAACAAUAACAAGAUCGCAAACUCUAAUAUCGAAAAAGAAACAGUUGAUAAAUGUUUCUCAGAAUUUUCAGAACUUGUGUUUAAAAAUCACAAGGAAAGUUAUAGUACCUGUCACAGUGACGAUAAUAAAAUAAAACCAACUAAUUUAUUAAAUACUAACAAAGUCAUAGCCACUUAUUCAUUUUGCAAAAACAAAGGUGAAAAUUUAUCUGAUACAAAAAAGGAAAUUGAUCAUCAUCAUAAAAUUGAUUGUAUUCCCUGCUUGUCAGAACAAUCACAUAUUACACAGUACAAGACUUUGUCCAAAAGUUUGGAGCAGUAUAAAGAUACUUACAACCUUUUUUGUGCUUCUGAAGAAGACAAGCCACUUAAUUUAGUAAAAAAACAAAAAGAUAACAAAGGUUGUUGUAAGAAACAAAGUGAAGAUAAAAAGAAACUGUACAAUUUUACUGAUACAAAAGUAUCUUUAAAAAACUGUGCUAUUUCAAAUCAAACAAAUAAUUCCUUUAACAUAGAGAAUUGCUACAACACAAAGUACAAGGAAAUAGACUAUGGUUUAUUAAAAUUCUCAGAUUUAGAUGAUUUAUCUUCUAAAUUAAAAACUGAUAAUACAUUAUUUAAAGCUCCAAAACAUAAAUUAUGUAAAAAUUUAGAAACAAAGUUAAAUUGUGUACCAAAUAAAUACUUAGCGCAAGAAAGUAUUCUUUCUGUUGAUAAAUAUUUGAACAAUAAAACUUCAGUGCUUCUAUAUGAAAAGAAAAAUACAGAUCUUUCUUUUGUACAUUCAUCUCUGAAUGUCAAGAAUACAAGUAUUAAAAGUGAAUCUUACUCAGACGAACAGAUAAAUAAGUCAAAGAACGCAUAUUUUGUAAGUACUUGCAAACCAAUAUUAAGUAAUUGGGAGGAUUUCGAAAUGUCAGGACAAUAUCCGGGUCAUAGCCGACCUCCGGUGGGCACACCUCCACCUCAGACAGUUUGGAAUCAUCUCACAAUGGCACAGAGUCAAGUUUCAGGCUUAAACAUUCAUCCAACAGCCUUAUCAGGUGCUGCAUUGAGUCCAGCAGGAUUUUACACACAUCCAUCUAUGGCAAGAGCAUCUCAUAUAACAUCACAACUUACACCACAACUUGCACAUACUCAAGCACCUCCAACAUGGCAUACACCAACUGUUCCAUCAAAAACUGUUACACCAGCCAAUACACCAGGGAAUCCUUUGUUCAGUUUACAAAUGCUGGUAGAUAAUAGGCAGAACCAAAGUCAGUAUAGAAACUCACCAGGUUCACAAAGUACACUAGAUUUAUCAUCUACUUCCGAAAUUAUUCCUGAGAAUUAUUCUCGAGUACCUCAAGACAUCCCAAUAAGUUUAACUGCAAGGAAUGUUGAUAAGGGUAGCAGAAAUGGAAAUAUUAUUUCUCCCCCAAUACCUCUGAAUGGAGAAACUUCAUCUGAUAGUGGAAUUAGUUCUUCAGUUCCAACACCCAAUUCUGUUAGUGAACCAGUUUCACUUUCAACUAAAGAAGUUACAACACCUAAAAUAACAGUAAAAAACUUUGAAAGCAAUUUAAAAGGAGUGGCAAAUGUUCAUGAUAAAAUUAAGGAAAUUAAUGUAGAUAAUUUUACGCAAAAAGUUAUAAACUUACCACCUAGUGUAACAAUUGAAAGGGUACUUCCGGAAAAAAAAGAACCUGAAGUUACAAAAAAUAAAGAUACAUUAAGUGUUAUUGCACAAGUACCAAGAAAUGUUUUACCUGUUAUUGUAAAUCUUACCUCUAGAAUGGACAAAGAUGUGACAGAUAGUCCGAAAAGAGAAUCGUCUUCAGAACGAGAUCGAAAAGUCGAAGAAACGAAUGUCAGGUCACCUAAAAAUUUACCAAAAAGAGGCAAAAAGGGUGUAGAUUCUUUGUUAGAAAAAUUAGAAGGUGGAAACAAAAAACUUGGCAGUGCAGAAAAUAUUGGAUCUGUUAUAGUAAUGCCAGUAGAAGAAAAAGAUACAUCGAGUGUCAAAAGUAUGUCUCCUGAUAGACAAAAAUCGAAAUCUCCAAAUAGGGAAGAUGAAGUAGUAUCUCCGGCGUUUAGUAAUGACGAUUCUAACGAUAAUACUAAACAACGCAGAAAAAGAAAACUAGAGAAACCUGUACGACUUAGUAAAGACUCCAAAACAGAAGUAGAGGAUAUGGAAUUAGAACCUACAGAGCCAACAGAACCUAGAACAGGUGAAUCAAUACCAGAAGAAACAACAAAUGCAACUCCAGUUGUAAAAUUAGAAGACAACAUUGAUACAACAGAACAGAGAAUAUCUGAAAAAGCUGUAGAAAGUGUAGAAGAAACAAGUGAAGAGAAUCAACCUAUUAGAAGGCGGAGAAGUAGUGAAAGUACACCUCCUAGUUCGACACCAUCGAAUCAGAGGGUUAGAAGAAAAUCUAGCGAUGAUGCUGCUGAACUUUCAAAAGUAACAAGUCCAAAACCUGUAAAUAAUACGAAUCCGUUUAAUGAAGUUGAAUCAGAACUCGAAAAAAUGUUUGCCGGUAUUGUUGAGACAGAGACAGAUGUCAAGAAGGAAGAAUCAAAAUCAGAUCUUACAGAAUCUGAACUUCAGGCCGGUAGCACAACUAAAGUCGAAAAUUUAGAAAAUAAUGUAUUGCACGCAAAAGAAACGCCAAAUAUAAAUCCUACUGAUGUUUCAUCUACAGUCGAUACUAAAAUAUCUGGAAAGAAAGGAAAAAAGACUAAAGUACAAGGUGGUAAACGAAAGAUGUCUAGAUCAUCUGAAAAUAUUUUUGGAACUGUCGGUAAUGAUAUACCUCAAAAGGAAAUCAAAAAAAGAAAAAUAUCUAAGAGUUCAAAAAAACAGGACGCCUCAAAAAAGAUUAAAAAAAAUGCAAAGGUAGAUGGAAUAAGAGAAAUGGCAUACGAUUCUGGGUCAAAUGCAAGUUCUAUUAGAUCUCGUGGACCUGUAGUUCAUGUUGAAGGUCCAAGGGACAGCCCAUUAAGCAUUCAGGUAGUUAAUGCUCCACGGGAAGAAGAAGAAGAGAAAAGUAAAGAAAAACGAAAAAGUAUUGGAAACGGUAAUGCGGGGAGAAGUAAGAGACUCAGUCAUCAAAACGAUUUAGACUAUAGAGGUAAAGUCAGUAGAGCGGGUCUCUUUAGUUCAACAUUGUCAUCGCGUUAUGACGCGCACACAACAGAUUCCACAUGGAUUUGUGUAUUUUGUAAACAAGGUCCUCAUUCUGUAAUACCUGGGGAUCCUGCUCGGCCACAUCCUAAUUUAGCUGGACCACAUAUAGCACCUGGAACAUACACUGUUCCAGCUGGCGUUUUGAGUGAUUUAUUUGGGCCAUAUUUAAUUGGUAAAGAACGUUUAGAAGACGGUAUUCUGUCGGCGGAUGAACAAGAGAUUACCACGGAACAGAAAAAAGGUGGUAAGAAUAAAAGAAGUCUGAGGUAUGCUGGUUUAGCUGAUCAGUUCACUGCUAAAAUGGGUAAAAAGAAAAGAAAUUCCAUUGAAAGUAAUACCAAUGCCAUGUUUACUGGAAUGACCGUACUCCCUGGAGAAGAACAACGUUGGGAAGUGUGGCUUCAUGAACAAUGUGCCAUUUGGGCAGCCGGAGUGUACAUGGCAGGUGGAAGAGUAACAGGUUUGCAAGAAGCUGUAUGGGAUGCAGCAAAAUCGAUAUGUGACUCUUGUGGCUUAACAGGAGCAAAUAUUGGUUGCGUUAAACGCGGUUGUAAAGCUGUUACGCAUUAUCCUUGUGCAUUAACGAAAGGUUGGCACUUGGAUACUAAUCAGUAUAUACCGAAGUGCAACCUUCAUCGGGUUACGUGAAACUUCGCAUUUAAAAUUUUUGAGACGUUUUAAAAUUACGCUUUGCAUCAUUCGAUGCAUAAGUGUGUUUGAAGUGUGAAAGUAUAAAUGUCAAAUGUAUAAAGGACAGACGUAUGGUAAUUUACAUACACGAAGUAUCAAUAUGCUCGACAGAAAUAUCUUCCAAUGUACAAGAUGUUCAAACGAGAAUGCUGUUACUGUCUUAAGAAUUUCAAAUGAAAAUGGAAAUUAACGGAAAUGAAGAAGUGGAAGUUCUCGUUAAUUAAAUUCAAUUAAUUUUCUUGGCCUGUGGCCUUGAACAGUGGCCUUUUCGACCUAAUGUAAAAGGAAGAUUUUUUAAUUUAAAAUUUGUAGUAUAGACGAAUCGUUAUUGAGGAACAAUGUUAAUCAAAAAAGUAUUUGCUUUUUUACUAAUGUUUAUGAAAUUUGAAAACGUUACAAAUUUUUCCCUAAAACAUCAUGUACGCAGGAAUAAAAUAUAGGGCAUAUUGUACCAAAAUUUGAACAAAAAAUCAGAAUUCGGCAAAAGAAUGAAAAGCACUGAAUUUCUCCUAAGUUGUAUGUGUGUAUAUAAAAUGGAAUGGAUUAUUAAUCAAUUAAAUUAAUGGAAUUUGAACAUUCUUGACGCGUUUCGAAAGAAGUGUGGAUAAGAAACAUAUAGACAAGUGUUCUCCUGUGAAUGUAAGAAAGCAUCUGUAAAUAACAAAGUUCUUAUAUGGAAAAAGUAAUUAUUAUAUUAUUAUAUACAAUUUCAAUGAUAUUACAAGACAUUUUUUUGUUUUUAAGAAUCAUUAUUUUAGUAAGCAUGUGUAGUUAUGUUCUUUAUUGCGGGAAAGUACAUUUAGUGUAACAAUACUUAUUUCUAUUAUAAUUUUUUGAAGAUUAAUUGUGACAUAUAAAUCUUAUGUAGGUGUAAAUAAAAUAGAUUUUCGCUCAUA